GUCUGAGUAUGUGUUUGUGUUGUGUAGUGUUGUGGAGGGAGUUUUGAAAAACAGUUUGAAUUUUCUUUACACAAGAACACUUUUACGCUUUUUCAUCGUUAACAACCAGGGAAUAGUGUUUCAUACCGAGAAGGAGGGUGAAGAACAUGGAGAGUGCUCUGAUGCAAAUGAUUCCGCCCCCGCUCCCUCUAAGCCCCGCCCCCGUACCCCUCCAGUGUCCAGAACUGGACCUGUCACUUACACUGACCCCAGAGAGACCGGGACACCCAGCAGGAGCUCUGAAGAAAGGAAAAACACAGACACGGCCACGGCAGGUACGUUUCGCUGUGAGUCCUGACUCCUCCUUCGACCAUUCUCCUGUUACCAUGGAAAUGACACAACAUCACAGUAACCAAUCAGCUGCUAAGAAACAACACACUAAAGGAAAACAAGGUCCACACACAGGGGAACAGGGGGGCGUGUCUGCUGAUAGUGAUGGACAGCUGACAGAAGGGGCGGAGCUAAACACUACACUAGCCCUGAAGGCAGAGUUACAAAAGCUGGAGGAGGCAGAGUUUAACUCCCAAAAGGCCAUACAGGAAAGACUGCAGAACUCCACUACUGUGCAGGAGUGUGUCAGAACCCGAACAGCUGAGGGUCUGAAUUUUCCACGCUCUCAUCAUCUCUAUCGCGCUCUUGUCAGCGUCAGUCUGUCACAUGACGAGCUCAUCUCUGAGGCCUUGCGUGAUAGGCCAGCCUUAGCCCCGCCCACAACCUGCCACCACAUAAAGUCCCGGUCACCUCCAGCAGAAGGUCCUGACCCGCUUUUCUUCUACGAACCUAACUGCGUUGUCAGGGAAACGCCCCUGUUGCCAGGCAACCACAUCCCUUUACCCCAUCCACGUCCAGCCCCCAGACCUGCUCACAUGACCUUUCACCUACUUCAGAGACACAGACAGUGGGAGGCAUGAGCUCAGU
Messenger RNA from Hemibagrus wyckioides, 957 nucleotides. It is a transcript of the gene ppp1r35, whose product is annotated as protein phosphatase 1, regulatory subunit 35. Gene Ontology annotation, molecular function: phosphatase binding. The record is from RefSeq and is a predicted model, not a curated record. The coding region runs from base 147 to 950 and encodes 267 amino acids. Lineage: Eukaryota; Metazoa; Chordata; Actinopteri; Siluriformes; Bagridae. The transcript has 6 exons. Gene Ontology annotation, biological process: negative regulation of phosphatase activity.